Messenger RNA from Cebus imitator (Panamanian white-faced capuchin), 1034 nucleotides. It is a transcript of the gene AK2, whose product is annotated as adenylate kinase 2. The coding region runs from base 157 to 897 and encodes 246 amino acids. The transcript is spliced from 5 exons. Lineage: Eukaryota; Metazoa; Chordata; Mammalia; Primates; Cebidae. The record is from RefSeq and is a predicted model, not a curated record. Gene Ontology annotation, cellular component: cytoplasm; mitochondrion. Gene Ontology annotation, molecular function: AMP kinase activity; ATP binding. Gene Ontology annotation, biological process: nucleobase-containing compound metabolic process.
GUCCGUCGUGCUCAGAGGCGGGAGGAACGGGCUGACUGACGCGGCGACGGGCCAGUGUGAGCAGCGAGUGGGACGUGCGUGGCGUGCGUGGCGCGAUGGCCUGGAAAGCACUGGACCUGUGAGGUGUGCGAGCGGGUGUGAGAGACUUCCGCGGACAUGGCUCCCAGCGUGCCAGCGGCGGAACCCGAGUAUCCUAAAGGCAUCCGGGCCGUGCUGCUGGGACCUCCCGGGGCCGGUAAAGGCACCCAGGCACCCAAAUUGGCUGAAAACUUCUGUGUCUGCCAUUUGGCUACUGGGGACAUGCUGAGGGCCAUGGUGGCUUCUGGCUCAGAGCUGGGAAAAAAGCUGAAGGCAACUAUGGAUGCUGGGAAACUGGUGAGUGAUGAAAUGGUAGUGGAGCUCAUUGAGAAGAAUUUGGAGACCCCCUCAUGCAAAAAUGGUUUUCUUCUGGAUGGCUUCCCUCGGACUCUGGGUUUUCUGCCGGGUGCUGGGUUCUUGCAUCCAGCAUCCCUGCCUGCUUGUCAUUCUGGAGGUCCCUGGAGUGUGGAGUGCAGGCGUGUACUGUCAGUUAACCUGACUCAUAUUCAUUUGCUGCCUUUCAGGCUGAUUCACCCCAAGAGUGGCCGUUCUUACCAUGAGGAGUUCAACCCCCCAAAGGAGCCCAUGAAAGAUGACAUCACCGGGGAACCCUUGAUUCGUCGAUCAGAUGAUAAUGAGAAGGCCUUGAAAAUCCGCCUGCAAGCCUACCACACUCAAACCACCCCACUCAUAGAGUACUAUAGGAAACGGGGGAUCCACUCUGCCAUCGAUGCAUCCCAGACUCCUGAUGUUGUGUUCGCGUGCAUCCUAGCAGCCUUCUCCAAAGCCUCAUGUAAAGACUUGGUUAUGUUUAUCUAAUGUUGGGUCCAAGAAGGAAUUUCUUCUUCCUAUUCCUGUGAGGGAGUGGUGGGAAUGGCAGGACAGGCAAAGAGAAGCUUCCUCAGGCUAGCUAAAAUAUCAUUUGAUGUAUUGAUUAAAAAAGCACUUGCUUGAUA